AUGCCGAACCCCACCAGCGGAAGAAGAACAGGAGAAGCCGACAUCGCGGCCAUGGAGGCCACCAAAGGCGCUGUCAACGGCGCCGCCAGAUGGGGUGCCGUAUCCGUCGUCGCCGGUGUAAUCGCCUACUUCACGUCUCCGCUCUUCCGGGGAUUGACGCCCCAGUUCAAGGUGUACCUGUGGAUGUGCCCCACCACAAUUGGGAGCAUGGUGGAGGCGGAUCGACGAUUGCGUAUCUAUGAGAACAUGGUUCGGCACGAGCGGCGCGAGCAGCUCGAGGCCGCUCAUGAGAAGCAGAUGCUGGACGAGAUGGCAGAGCUGGAGAUUCUCGAGAACCGUGCAAAGAAAUCGCCGUAA
Messenger RNA from Morchella importuna, 357 nucleotides. RefSeq lists its product as uncharacterized. The record is from RefSeq and is a predicted model, not a curated record. NCBI's taxonomy places the organism in Eukaryota, Fungi, Ascomycota, Pezizomycetes, Pezizales, Morchellaceae. The transcript is spliced from 4 exons. The coding region runs from base 1 to 357 and encodes 118 amino acids.